This is a messenger RNA of Didymosphaeria variabile, 2715 nucleotides long. RefSeq names its product helicase (gene RDH54). Gene Ontology annotation, biological process: reciprocal meiotic recombination; double-strand break repair via homologous recombination. NCBI's taxonomy places the organism in Eukaryota, Fungi, Ascomycota, Dothideomycetes, Pleosporales, Didymosphaeriaceae. Gene Ontology annotation, molecular function: ATP binding; DNA translocase activity; ATP-dependent chromatin remodeler activity. The transcript is spliced from 2 exons. The coding region runs from base 1 to 2715 and encodes 904 amino acids. Gene Ontology annotation, cellular component: nucleus. The record is from RefSeq and is a predicted model, not a curated record.
AUGAUUAGCAAACCAUUUCGACCUCCGUCAUUUGUUCGGCCGAAUCCACCUAGCGACGAGCCGCCUGCCAAAAAGCGGCGGAUCUCAUUCGAGCCCACGCGUCGGGCGACCGCAAACCCCCUCAUUACGCUUCAAAACCCCGCUCCCGCGCGUGCGCCGCAACCGCACUCUGACGACCCGAAUGAACGGUACUAUACGGUCUUGUGGCGCAAAUACACGAACAAGAAACACAAGAAUUGGGACGGCGAUGGCUUGCUUGCUGUUAAGGGAGGCUACGGUACCUUAACCGAUAGUGACACAGGGAAAGAGCUAGGAAAAGGAGCAUGCACUCGGCCCCUUUUAGCUGGCUCUGCGCUCUCGCUUUGCGGUAAGGAGGUUGAGAUCGAUGGUGUCAUUAAGAAGGAGGACUACAUGUCGGGCCGUGUGUUCCUCGGAACAGCUGGAAAUACACCUACGGAACAGAUGAAGAGCGCAGAACCCAGCUACAAGCCAUUGGUGGCCGUGAAAGGACCGUCCAUUGGCCGCAACAAGCCCACUAGAGUCCCUAGCGAGAGUGAUGACAGCCCGCUCAAAGACCGAAAACCUGCAGCUCCAGGCAAGACCUUCAAGACACCACUGCUCUCGAGUACGGUUCUUCCUAAGACCAACUUCUCAGUACCACAGCCGCGACAUGACCCCACUCAACCCAAGGCUCUCAUUAUGAAGCGACCAGCUUCUGCUCCAAAAGGCAAACAUAUAGUGGACGUGGUUGUCGACCCUGUCCUAAGCAAGCAUCUUCGCGAUCACCAACGAGAAGGCGUACAGUUCUUAUACGAAUGCGUCAUGGGCAUGCGAUGCGAGGGCGAGGGAGCCAUCAUGGCAGAUGAGAUGGGACUGGGCAAGACUCUGCAGACGAUAACUUUGCUAUGGACGCUUAUGAAGCAAAACCCUAUCUACGAGAACCCGCCUGUUGUGAAGAAGGCUCUGGUCGUAUGUCCUGCCGGUUUAGUCGAUAAUUGGCGUCGCGAGUUCCGAAAGUGGCUGGGUAAUGAGCGCAUCGGAGUGUUCGUUGCUGAUUCCAAAAACAAGAAGAUCACGAACUUCACGAUGGGAAAGGCUUACAACGUCAUGAUCAUCGGCUAUGAGAUGCUUCGGACUGUCCAAGAAGAGAUGCAGAAAGGCACCAUUGAUAUCGUCAUCGCAGACGAAGGCCACCGGUUGAAGACUGCCAAUAACAAGGCCAUGCAAGCUAUCCAGUCGUUGAACACCGAGAGGCGUGUCAUUCUUUCGGGUACUCCACUACAAAAUGACCUGGGUGAGUUCUUCACAGCCAUUGACUUCGUCAACCCAGGCCUUCUUGGACAACGCUCAGCGUUUAAGCGUACCUUCGAAGGCCCCAUUGUACGCAGUCGACAACCUGACGCAAGCGAAUCCGAGCUUGAGAAGGGAGAAGCUCGAUGGAAAGAGCUUGUGUCUCUGACCAGUCGCUUCAUGAUCCGAAGAACUGCAGAAGUUCUAACAAAGUACCUGCCACCGAAGACCGAACACAUCGUAUUUUGCAAGCCUACAGCUGCACAAGCUGCUGCAUAUCGAGCUAUCCUGACGUCUCCUAUCUUCGCGGUUGCUUUAGGUAAUACGGACAUGGCUCUGCAGCUCAUCAAUGUGUUGAAGAAGAUUUGCAACAGUCCUGCCCUACUGAAGUCGAAGAAGGAUGCCGGCGACACUCCUUCUGAGAUGCUUCAGUCAUUGUUACCUUUGAUACCACCCAACGUUUUAAACUCAAAUGCUUCGAGCGCGAAGCUGCGCGUGCUGGACAGCCUAGUCCAUCGCAUCUACACUACAACACAAGAAAAGAUUGUCAUCGUUUCGAACUAUACGCAGACACUUGAUAUGAUCGAGCGCCUCUUAGUCUCUCUGUCGUACACCUACUGUCGUCUCGAUGGCAGUACGCCCGCAAAGAAUCGCCAGCCGCUCGUCGAAAAGUUCAACAGGUCCUCACAGAAGAAUCAUUUUGCCUUCCUCCUAUCUGCCAAGUCUGGUGGUGUUGGACUCAAUCUGAUAGGCGCGUCGCGUAUCGUGCUGUUUGACAUUGACUGGAACCCCGCCACGGAUUUGCAAGCUAUGGCGCGUAUCCACCGCGACGGACAGAAGCUGCCUUGCAAGAUCUACAGGUUCAUGAUUCAAGGCGGGCUCGAUGAGAAGAUCUACCAAAGGCAAAUCAUGAAGAUGGGUCUCGCCAACGCGGUGGUGGACAAUAAAGCAAGUGCUUCGUCUUUCUCACGUGAGGAACUAAAGGAUCUGUUUCGGCUCGAUGAAAGGGAGACUUGUCAGACGCAUGACCUCUUGGGUUGCGAGUGUGACUGCAAAGGUUCGCCGGAAACCAAGAUCGAACCUCCAAUUGAGGUCAAGGACGAGGAAGAGGAAGAUGACAGUUCUCUUCGUGGUUUCGGAUCGGCUAGCCAGGUGGACAUGAACGACCAGGAAGAGCGGAUCAAGAGCCGACGCAAAGCCAAGCAGCCAAAAUUGAAAAUGUUGAUGGAGUAUCGACACAUCGACACAAAGCACCUGCAUGAAGAGAACGCCAAGGACGUUGAUCCGCUGAAUGGAGAAGAAGCUAGAGAGAGUUCCGUAGAUGCUGAUGCGAUGGCGUUGGCUGUGGAUGAUGAUGUGUUCCUAAAUCUGCUCAAGGAGAAAGAUUCGAGGGUUGGUUUCGUGCUCACCAAGUCUACGUCCUGA